AUGAUUUUUGAUGAGGAAUUACAACAAUUGCUGCAAUAUUCGGAUUUUCAGCCACGUUUUUUGGAGGAUAUAAAGGGAUUGAAAAACGGUAACGUGAACUCCGAAAUUAACAAUUCGGACAUCGAAGUUAAUCAAAGGUAUUGCCAAAGCCCACAAUGUCGAUUUUUAUUCGUAUAUUCAAAUUCAGGAAGUUCAAACAUAGAUUUUUUAAGUACGUUCGCUUAUUUAUCGAUAAAAUUAAAUCGUACGCUCGUUUUAACCAAUGUGGGACAAUCACGACUUGAUUCGUGUAAAAAGUUUCCUUUUGAAUUUUAUUAUAAUAUCGAGUACCUGCGAAAGAAAUUCCAUAGAUUAUCAUUCACCUCACAAGUGCACUUUCAAAAUUGGACAAGAGAAAGAUUCAAGGAACCGAAUUUUCAUUACUUACAUUUCACAUCAUCCUCAUCCUCAUCCUCUUUUGAUCAAGAUGAAGAUGAUGAACAUAUAGAAAAUAUAAAAUUAAAUGAUCGAUCGGUUAAACGUACCAAUUGUCUUGAAAACUUUAAAAUGAAAUUUAAUAGUAACUUCACUUCAUUCGAAAAAAUCAUCUUUAAAUCGAGAUUGUCAUUAAACUCGUUUGGUGGUAAAAAACUUUCAAAAUCUUUAAUUAAAAAUUUAGAAGGAUCCAAUUCGGAAAUAUUAUUAAUCAAUUAUGAUAUUAAGCGAGAAACCUUUCACCCCGUUUCUGUAAAGUACUUAUAUUCACAACAUAUUUAUCAAGAAGCCUGGGAAAUUAAAAUGGCUCUAAAACCUUUUAUAGCCAUUUAUUGGAAUAUGAUUGGCAUAACAGAUGCGACCAUUUUAUCGAAUUGUGCUGAAAAACUCAUCAACGCCUUAAAAGGAUUAAGAGAAAAUUAUAAUUUAAAUAAUAUAUAUUUAUCGACAGAUUAUCCGAUCUCAUCGGAUUUCACAUCUUUUCGUCAUAUAACCAAAGAUCAUCGUCGAGCAAUUAACUUGUUAAGCUCGACAGUUAACAUUAAUACAUGGUCCUCCUUUGAUGCUUUUAACGAAAUAAGACAAGAGAAAGGAAACCAUGAAGAAUUUAAGGGAACAGGAAUUGUGAGCAUAUUAGAUAAAUUAGUUUGUAUAGAAUCGGAUUACUUCAUUACCGCUCCUUCAGAAUGUUCUUCAAAAUCUACAAAUGAUUUUAUAAAAGAGAUUAUUAGUACAAGACAAGUAUUAGAUGAUGAUGAUAAUCAAAGGAUUCAAAAUAUAAUAUCAAGAUGGUAG
Funneliformis geosporum is the source of this 1269-nucleotide messenger RNA. The record is from the annotation of a GenBank genome assembly. NCBI's taxonomy places the organism in Eukaryota, Fungi, Glomeromycota, Glomeromycetes, Glomerales, Glomeraceae.